Messenger RNA from Cucurbitaria berberidis CBS 394.84, 441 nucleotides. RefSeq lists its product as uncharacterized. The record is from RefSeq and is a predicted model, not a curated record. The transcript is spliced from 3 exons. NCBI's taxonomy places the organism in Eukaryota, Fungi, Ascomycota, Dothideomycetes, Pleosporales, Cucurbitariaceae. The coding region runs from base 1 to 441 and encodes 146 amino acids.
AUGCCCCGGAGAACUCGUGCGGCAGGACCCUGGUCAGCAUCUGUCCAACAAGGUGGACACGCGGCGGAAAACCCCAUGCCAUAUGCAUCCUGGCAUAUGGCUGCGCGCAGAUCACUGGGCAAAUCGUCGCAACUCGCGCCUGAUGAAUGCAUCCCAUCCGGUGAAAGUGCGAUUCCUGUUUUUCGCUUUCGAACGCGAGGCACCACUAUUGCGAAUCUUGUUGCGCGGCGUACGAUUACGAAACACACGGCCUGCCGCCAAUGCACACUUACCCCAAGGGCGCCGCGGGCACACUCGGCUUCCGUGGCAGGGGGCUCGGGGUAUGCAGACGUCCGACCAGAGAGCGACACCAGCCAAGGGGAGGAGGGGGACGGUCACGUUGGCCCUCCGCUCGGUCGAAACGCGGCUGGCGAGCGAACAGAGCGGAUAAGGGCGAAUUAA